UGAGUGGCUGUAACCUGUCAGAGAGACGCUGUGAAGCUCUGUCCUCAGUUCUCAGCUCCCAGUCCUCUAGUCUGAGAGAGCUGGACCUGAGUAACAAUGGCAUGCAGGAUUUAGGAGUGAAGCAGCUGUCAGCUGGACUGAAGAGUCCACACUGCAGACUGGAAACUCUCAGACUGAGUGGCUGUAACCUGUCAGAGAGAAGCUGUGAAGCUCUGUCCUCAGUUCUCAGCUCCCAGUCCUCUAGUCUGAGAGAGCUGGACCUGAGUGACAAUGAGCUGCAGGAUUCAGGAGUGAAGCAGCUGUCAGCUGGACUGAAGAGUACAUACUGCACACUGGAAACUCUCAGUCUGUCAUUCUGUUUGGUCUCAGAGGAAGGCUCUACUUCUCUGGCCUCAGCUCUGAGCUCCAACCCCUCCUAUCUGAGAGUGCUGGACCUGAGCUACAAUCAUCCAGGAGACUCAGGAGUGAAGCUGCUGUCAGCUGGACUUAAGGAUCCAAACUGGAGACUGGACACUCUCAGGACGGACCAUGGUGGACUGCAGAGACUGAGACCUGGUGUGAGGAAAUAUGUCUGUGAACUGGAACUGGACACAAACACAGUAAACAUAAAACUCAAACUGUCUGACAACAACAGGAAGGUGAAACGUGUGGAGGAGGAUCAGUCAUAUCCUGAUUAUUCAGACAGAUUUGACUUCUGUCCUGAGCUGUUGUGUAGAGAUGAGUAUGCCAUUCCCAAGGGUGUGAUGAUGGCUGCUGCCCGGUGUCCUGUCCUGGAAAUGUCUCUGGAGAAAAAGAACAUUGUUCAUGGCGGCGAACUGAAGGAGAGCUGCACCAAGCUAGCCACAGUUAGCCACACUGGCUGGACAGGAAACAGGGAAGUUACUUUCAAAAUAAAAGAGCAACACGAAGGGUGA
This is a messenger RNA of Sander lucioperca (pikeperch), 914 nucleotides long. RefSeq names its product NACHT, LRR and PYD domains-containing protein 12-like. Gene Ontology annotation, molecular function: protein binding. Bases 102 to 914 code for a protein of 270 amino acids. NCBI's taxonomy places the organism in Eukaryota, Metazoa, Chordata, Actinopteri, Perciformes, Percidae. The transcript has 7 exons. The record is from RefSeq and is a predicted model, not a curated record.